This is a messenger RNA of Coffea eugenioides, 1584 nucleotides long. RefSeq lists its product as uncharacterized. The record is from RefSeq and is a predicted model, not a curated record. Bases 204 to 1154 code for a protein of 316 amino acids. Lineage: Eukaryota; Viridiplantae; Streptophyta; Magnoliopsida; Gentianales; Rubiaceae. The transcript has 6 exons.
CCUUUCUUCCUCUCUCUUCUUUCUCUCUCACAUUUCUUCUCUCAUUUUUCCUCUGUUUUUCCUCUGUUUUCUUGCUUUUGGGCUGCCUCUGUUUUGAGGGUUAGGAGAGAGAAUUGUGUAAUCUCUCUCUUCUGCUCCCUCUAUCCAUCUCUUUUGUGGGAUUUUUUUUUCCUUUCUGGAUUUUGGUUUUUGUGCUGAGCAUCAUGUUUAUGGAGAAGGGUUCAAUGCAAUCAAACCUGGAGUGUUUUCUUGAUUGUAUAACCCCAGUUGUUCCAUCUCAAUUCUUAAGCAAGAGUGAGACGAGGAAUCUGAAUAGGCUGUGGCAUCCAUGGGACAGAGAGAAAGUUGAGUACUUUACCUUGGGUGAUCUUUGGAAUUGUUAUGAUGAAUGGAGUGCUUAUGGGGCUGGAGUUCCAAUUAGUUUAGAUAAUGGAGAAACAUUAGUCCAGUAUUAUGUGCCUUAUCUCUCAGCAAUCCAAAUUUUCACCAGCAAUUCAUCUGCAAAUUGCUUAAGAGAGGAUACUUACUCUGUCUGUGAGACGAGGGAUUCUUAUAGUGACUCUUUCAGUGAUGAGAGUGAGAGUGAAAAGCUUUCAAGAUGGGAUGGAUCUUCUUCCGAGGAAGGAGUUUCUGAGCAUGAUAGUCUCUGGCAUGGGAAUGAGAGAUUGGGUUAUCUUUACUUGCAGUAUUUUGAGAGAUCUACUCCUUACGGAAGAGUUCCUCUUAUGGACAAGAUCAGUGCCUUAGCACAAAGGUACCCUGGACUAAUGUCUUUGAGAAGUGUAGACCUGUCCCCUGCUAGUUGGAUGUCAGUUGCAUGGUAUCCCAUAUAUCAUAUUCCAAUGGGGAGAACCAUUAAAGAUUUGUCCACAUGCUUUCUCACUUAUCACACCCUCUCUUCUUCUUUUCAGGAUACAGACCUUGAAGAUGACAUGGUGAGUUUUGUAAAGAAACGCAAGGAAGGAGAAGGUAUUCCUCUCCCACCAUUUGGCUUGUCCACUUACAAGAUGCAAGGCAGUGUGUGGGUCUCAGACAGGAGUGGGAGGGACCAAGAGAGGCUAGUGUCGCUGUUGAGCGUGGCAGAUUCGUGGCUAAAGCAAUUGGGAGUCCAACACCAUGACUUCAACUACUUCACAGGGAUUCGUCGUGGCUAAAAAAACCAUAACUACUCUUUAAUUUUCCAUGAAUUUUCACUACAUGGAAGAAUGACUCCUGAGUCCCUUUCCUCAGCUCUUCAACGGCCUAGAUGGUACCUUUAUGUUGAGAUUUGGCUUUGUGCAGUUUUGCUCAACCCUCCUACUAAUUUGCCUUCUUUCAAAGGACAACUUCUGAGGUUCUAUGGACAUCCUUUUUGCUUCGAGUUUAGGUAAAGUCUUUUUUGUAGAGAGGUCUGGAUUGUGCUUUAAGUUUGAGCUCAAGAAAGAGAAGAGGAGAGAAACAGCAGCCUCUAUGGGGGCUCAUAAACUGUCUAUUUGACCUGCCAACGUUUUCAUGCUUUUGAUGUAGCAAUGUACAUGAAACCAGUGCUUGCAAGCUAUGAAUAUUAUGUGAAUCUUAGAAAGCCCUUGUUGGAUUUUGCUCGUC